GGUCCCAACCUGAGGGGACGCGGCGGGGCCACGAGGCUGGCGGAGAGGCGCUUCGUCUGGCCGGAACUCUCUGGCGCUGUAGCCGCCGCGGCCCUACCUCCCCCUCACCCCCCGUCGCCCCGCUCGAGGCCGUGGAUGCCGCUGCUGUUGGCUUGCGCCGCACAGGGACCGCCAUUGAGGUCCGGCGCUGCUGCGGCGGUUGGUGCUUAACUGCCGUGCUACCCCUUCCCCCGCGCGCCCUCGCUCGUUCGCUCGCUCCCCGCCCCCAGCAUGCCAUGGGGAACGGCUGGGCGGCGCAGUGGUGCUGCUGGCUCUUCCCGAGGCGGGAAACGGGACGGCUCCAACGAGGAGGAGGAUCAAAGUACUUCAGGACGUGUUCUACAGGAGAACAUUUCACAAUAGAGUUUGAAAAUCUGGUUGAAAGUGAUGAGGGUGAAAGUCCAGGAAGCAGCCAAAGGCCUUUAACAGAAGAAGAAAUUGCUGCUCUGAGAGCAAGGCAUUAUAAUUCCAUUGCUGAAAAACAAAGAACACUAGAUUAUAAGCUUCAGUCAGAGUUAGCCAUACAAGAGGAGAAGUUAAGAAUAGAAGAGGAGACUUUAUAUGCUGCGCAGCGUGAAGCAGCCAGGGCAGCAAAGCAGAAAAAGCUCUUGGAGCAACAAAGGCUGCAGAGGAUAACACAAAGAGCACACUUGGGAAACAGUGGAGAUAAUCAAAGUUCAGUGACAGAAGAGGACUUUGAUACUUACUUGAGAAAUGUAAAACUACAAUACGAAGCUUUUCGGAGUAGCAGGCUCUCAUCUGAUGCUACUGUUCUGACACCAAAUACAGAGAGCAGUUGCGACUUAAUGACCAAAACGAAGUCAACCAGUGGAAAUGAUGAUAGUAACUCCUUAGAUUUAGAGUGGGAAGAUGAAGAAGGUAUGAACAGAAUGAUUCCAUUGCGGGAGCGUUCAAAAACUGAAGAGGAUAUACUCCGGGCAGCACUAAAAUUUAGUGGCAAGAAAACUGGAAGUAACCCAACUUCUGCCUCUGACGACUCUAAUGGUUUGGAAUGGGAGAAUGACUUUGUUAGUGCUGAAAUGGAUGAUAAUGGUAACUCUGAGUAUGCUGGAUUUGUAAACCCUGUCUUAGAACUGUCUGCAUCUGACAAAAAGACAUCUGAUGCUGAUCAGCAAGACAGAUAAUGAAGUCAUGGUUGAAGUUGGACAAAAAUCUCCGGUUCUGUAUUGUGUGCAAGUCAUUGCUGCUGCACAACUUCCUUUAAAAUAAGGAAGUUGCACAUUGAUGAUACUUAAUUAACUAAGACCCAGAUUUCUUCUAGACAGCAAAGGAAACCAUGUGAUAAUGUCCACCAGUUACAAAAUAAGAGUGUGGCUUGCCGUCCGAAUUCAGAAUUUUAAGUGCAAUUUUAUCAUCAGCCUUCAAAACUUACAUGGAAGUUCUGGAGUGAUUCUGUUGUGUCUGUGUUUGGAUUUUAGUAUACAUCUAUCUGCACUAAUUGAAUCAUCACAGCUACAUAUUUUUAGAGCUGUAUUUCUGAUUUGUUUAACUAUUAACAUUGGAGUAAUAACUUCAAUUUAAUAAUACUUGAAUGUUUAAACUAGAGAACAACUUUAUAAAUUUUCUUUUGUUGUGAAAAUCAGUAAGGAAACUAUAUAUAUGUAAAACUGAAAUACCCUUUCUAUGUAUUUAUUUACUUUAACAGAAAGUCAGAUCUCCAGCACAAUGCAUCUCACGCUUAAGUAUAUUAAAAGCAUCAUAAAAGGCAACAUUUUAUAUUGUAAAAUAAUGAACUAUGAACAGUCAUAGGCUGAAACAUUUUGAACAUUUAUUUAAAUAACUGGAAACUGCAGUAUAAGUUUUUGAAGAUCAAACGUUGAGAGAACCAAAGUUUCCAUUUUCCUCCCAACUGUGAAAUGCCAAAUGCUGCUAAGUAUAAGGAUUUUAGUUGCAUAUGUAUUUAAGAAAAACAAAAUUAAUUUUGUUCCACACACUAAUUUUAAUGAGAGCUGAUGUUAAUUGCUAAAGCUCAGAACAUCUAGUGUGUUUUAUAUGCAGAAGGCAUAUAUUUCUCAAGCUUGCUUUUCAGUAAUACUGCUACAUCUGGGCAUGUGUUUGCCACUCAAACUUUUGAUGUAUACUAAAUUUGAAUGUUGGAGAACACAGUAGAUCAAUGAGCAGGAGAGUACUUGCUUUGUGUGAUCACUGUUGGAGGCUGCUGGGCUGCAUGCUGUCCUCUGCCAAUUGUACAGUCUUCUGUUCCCCUUUUGGGGAAUUGGAGGAGAGAAAUUUAUUGCAGGAGAUACAAAGUUGAAGCUGUGCAGUUAUGAAUAAACAGGAUCAUGGCUCAUGGUAGUAACUUCUGUUAGUUGAUGGGGAGGGGUGGCAGCAGCUCGGAAUGUGAAUAGGGCAGCAUAUGGAGUCUUAGGAGCAGCUAUACAACUCCUGCAUAAGCUUCUACGGGGGCUAAUGAUUGUGCUGGCCUCCACACAGUUGCUAAGUUGUCUGCAUAGGGUGAAUAUGCAGAGGAAGUACCUCUCCCUGUGAUCAGUUGUGUUGCAAAAGCAGUGUUGCUGAUUACAAGGAGGAGCAUAUACACAGGCAGUUCCUCCCCGCAUGUACUCUGAUCACUUGCGGGGAGGGGGCAGGGCAGCAUGCUCAUGCCUGUUCUGCUUCCCCAUGUGGUAAGUGAACACACUGACGUAUCAGCUGCAUAAGGAUUUAGUUUUGAUGUUUAUUCAUCUUUAACUUCCAUCUCUCAGACUGACAUCCACCCAUAAUUAACGAGUUGUACAGUGAGAGUAAGCUCUUUUCUUGUCUCUCUGAUAGUUUUAAUUUUGGUUUGGCUCUCACAAUUUCCAAACUUGAUUAAGUCUGCAUUAACUUCAUUCCAGAUUCAGAAUGUUUACUUUUUAUACGUAUCAGUCACUGCCCCAAAUGAUAUACUAUGGAUCAAUGGUUAGUGGCAUUAAAGAAUUAUGAAAUGUUUACGGUCUUAACCUGUGUAAUAUACCAGAUCAUAGUAGACUGAUUCCCCCCGUGCCUUUUGUUUAAGACAGCUGUUGACCAUUAUGACCAUGUACAUAUGACACCUUAAACAGCAUAACCUUUCUUAAUGUAUUGCAUUUCUUAAUCUGAAGCUUUAUUCCUAAAAGUACUUUACAUGUGAAACUAUACACUUGCAAUGCCUGUAACAUGCUUUAUAAGGUUUGUACACUUAAAAUGUAUAUUUUGGGUUUGACAUAAGCUACUGUGUAUCAACUUUUUCAUGUUAUCAGCUCUUAAAUUUCUCAAGCUGUUAAUAAAUUUUAUACACACUUCACACA
Eublepharis macularius is the source of this 3326-nucleotide messenger RNA. RefSeq names its product adaptor related protein complex 1 associated regulatory protein (gene AP1AR). Gene Ontology annotation, biological process: negative regulation of substrate adhesion-dependent cell spreading; negative regulation of cell motility; regulation of Arp2/3 complex-mediated actin nucleation. The transcript is spliced from 10 exons. Gene Ontology annotation, molecular function: AP-1 adaptor complex binding. The record is from RefSeq and is a predicted model, not a curated record. NCBI's taxonomy places the organism in Eukaryota, Metazoa, Chordata, Lepidosauria, Squamata, Eublepharidae. Bases 276 to 1184 code for a protein of 302 amino acids.